Mycotypha africana is the source of this 478-nucleotide messenger RNA. RefSeq lists its product as uncharacterized. The transcript has a single exon. The record is from RefSeq and is a predicted model, not a curated record. Lineage: Eukaryota; Fungi; Mucoromycota; Mucoromycetes; Mucorales; Mycotyphaceae. The coding region runs from base 124 to 378 and encodes 84 amino acids.
AGUACACUGAGUAGGAGGGUUGACAUCUGCUUGCGGAACAGCAAUAAAUUCGCUUCCCCAGAAUUACUUGAGGAGUACAAAGUACCUCAAAAUGAUCAUAGACAAGAUUUGAACCUUUCGAGAAUGAAUCAUUCUUUGAACCUUUUCAACAAAUUCCAAAAAUUUGAAGAAGACAAGCUCCUGGACAGUUUAGCGGAAAUGACUUACGAAGGGUCAUUUAACAGAUUUAUGAAAUUCUCGUUAAUUGACUUUGCUGUCAAUAUAAAAAGAAUAAAUCCCAUGCCUAUCAUGGAUGAACGAACCAUUUUUGUUGAGACAGUGUCUCAAAUGUUUAAAUACUUUGGCAAUACUACUGGAUUAUUAUCAUUUAAAUGGUAAGUAUACAACUGUAGAGAGAAAGCUAUAUUAUUAAAAUCAUUUCUAGGUGCGAAAAAAAGAAUAGUGUGGUAUUUCCAUACCUCCUAUAAUAUAUAAAGAC